Amoebophrya sp. A25 is the source of this 23115-nucleotide messenger RNA. The record is from the annotation of a GenBank genome assembly. Lineage: Eukaryota; Dinophyceae; Syndiniales; Amoebophryaceae.
AUACAAGUGCCGUGAAUGAUGCACUCAUUCAGUAUGAAAGCGAAGAAGUAGGAGAACUACUAACUACUAAUCACAGGCCAAAUUAAUAAUUAAGGUAACUCUUCUAAAACACAUCAGAGCAGUUUCUUACAGCCUUGGGAAUCAGACAAGUCAGUUAUCUUCAAGACGAAAGAAAACCAUGGUGCGAAAAGUCACCGUGAUCACAUGCGCGUCUGUGACCCUCUUCUCUCAGGGGGGGGGGAUGCAGCAUCGCCAUUCCAUUGUCGGCUCUGACGGUGAGAUAGGCGCCGACGAUGCGGUAGAGGGAACACCAAGGAGUUUCACGGAGACAUCAGUAUCACCCGACAAAGACAUAGUUGCACCAGACCAAGACGCCACUUUCGCGCAAUUUUCACUUUUUAGUGUUAAGAGAGAAAAGUAUGAGUAUCUAGACGUGAUGGUGCUCAAUGCGCAGGGCUGAGGCAGGACCCCAUCUGAAUCUGAACGCGAUCGCGUCUAAGCAGGUGAGAGGUUCGAGCCACCUAGUGUGAGCGACAAAGAAAAUGAGACGGCAUUUUGAAUGAUUGUCUGGUAUUUGCAUAAUCCGUACCCAAGGAGUGAAAUUCUAAUAAUUUUACCGACGUGGAACCGAGGAUUGAACAGUGGCAGAACAAGCGGGAAAGUUUUACGGCGAUCAAGGAUAGACUCCUUUUACAGAGAAAGACGGUGCUGGAGUUUUUCGACGACAAGUUCUUAAAUUUAUGUGAGCAGGCACGCUAUGGCUAUUCAACAAGAACUCGAUGCAUUUUGGUCGUCCCAGACUUUUCCCAAACUUAGGGGGCGACUUUUCUAGUCCGAAAAAAUAAAGCGCCUGCUUUACUUAUUAAAAAAAAGCUUAUUAUUUAAGAAAAUUUCAUCGGUCGCAAUCUGUCUAAUUUAGUCGGCCGAAUUCUGUUUAUUUUGCUCGACUGUUCUCGAGUCGUUACCAAAGGUUUCCUUGCUAGUCUGUUUUUUCUACAACGGGCAGAAAAAGUAGAAAGACAAGGCAUGGCCUUCGGCCUCAAUGGCCUAGCAAGAGCGAACGCCGCUGCUGGUGUUCGUCGCCGAUUUAAAAGCCACUUAGGGGGGCGCCUGGCGAAGAUUUCAGCGCGGGCCUUCUUGGACACGAACAGAAGAAGAAGAACGACAAGGACGAGAAAGGGAGCCGGGCCAUUCUUGAGGACUGGGCUCGUUUCUCUAUAGCCAGGCAAAGGGGUCCGCGGGCUGCUCUGUUUUCUAUAAAAGUCACGGCCAGCCUGGGCUUGCUCUUAUGGCUUAGGCUUAGGGAUUUACGACCAGAGUCGCGCGUCUGUAUCGGUACCCGUAUCGCGAUGGCGCACUCGCAACGAAGUAGGGCAGGGCCUUAGGGCUUCGGGCAGCCUUAUGACUGUCAGGGAUCUCGCUGGGAUUCUCAUGCACCUCCACACCCAGCGAGUCCCUGCUGUUUGUCACUGCCCAGAAGGACGCCACUACUGUGGAGCCGGAUGACAGUGGGGGCGCUAGGGUCUUGCUGGGUAAGGGUGAAGAGCUGACACGAGCGCCAUUCUUCAGCUUUAGGGCGAAACUCUGCGCAAUAUAUCUAAGAGGUGAAGGCAUUCACUCGCCAGCGAUGCAAAAACGACGGCAAACGCCUGCCAUCUACUUCAUUUGCUUGCGGGUAAGCUGAUGGGCACGCUUCUGGUUCUGCUCGUGCUUGUGGCUCCAAAAGGGGCCCCAGUGCUCCUGCGCCGUCCCCUGCAGGUCUUUGAAGGGGUUGGCGCCUCCCUUCGGUUGCUCUACUAUUUUGCAGCGCGUGACUUUCGCCUUCUUGACUGCUCUCGCUUUGGGCUUGUUAGUGAAGGCACCGACCUCCGCAAAGUCUUUCUGGUAGUAGGGACAUCUUGCUGACCGUGUUUCCAUUGGUUCGCGCCCCUUGUUGAGCCUCUGCUGACGGAGCGGAUUCCUUGGCUGCUUCUCUUUUGGAGGAGGCGACAGCAGCUGGCACGCUGCUCCAUCCCCGAGGAGGUCUCCACCAUCGUGGUCGACCGUACCCGCAUCCAUGCUGCCGCGGUGCUUCUUGCGAGCGGGGUUGAGCUCUCCCGGGUCCAGCUUCUUCGUGUAGUACUCAUUGCGGCGUUUACGUAACGUUCCGCGGCUCCAUCUCCGACGGCGCAGUCGCGAUCCUUGCGGCGUUCUGCCAGCUCCUCCCCCAACAUCUGCAGAAGGGCCUCGCGGUCUUCGUGUUGAUCCGUUUCAACCUCCGCGUCGCGGUAGUCGAGCGAUUUCCGAAGCUCGCUGCUCGCGAGCUGUCCGAUGAGAGCGGCCGUCUCCUCCUCGAGAUGAGUGCCGUCCCCACCUGGCUGCACUGCAUAGCCCGUCUUGUAGGUGAUCUCACCCGGGCCGAGGCUAGUGGCCAUCUCCGUGAAGAAGCCGGCCACAGGUCUGACGUCCUUGCGGCUCUAGUCUUCGGUAGCAGUUCACAGCCGCCAUCUAGUCUGCGCGUCAGGUCUAGCCCAAGAUAUGCACCGAGGUGGAAUGGAUAGCGAAAAUUUGGGCUGCCGUUCCAGACUUAUCGCAGGCCGCAGCUAGUGGGUCGCCGAGCAAAUUCCGAAGAACGGGACUCAGACUCUCGGAGAUUAGUCGCGCCUCACGCCAGCGCGCCUGCACAUCGAUCGGCGUGAAGCUUGCUGCGAGGCCCUGACUGGCUGCAGCUACGGCCGUGGCGUCUCCAGAAUAGUCAGCCCAUGCGGUGCCCUUCAUGCCGUGGGGGAAUUCUUUCGACAAGUUCUGCGCCUUGUGGUAGUUCGGCGAUGUUCGUGGAAAAGAAGACGGCGCCAGCUCAGUUACGUCAUGCGUUACUUGUGGAAGACUUCGCGCGUUCGCUGCUGUCGACUCAAACUGCUUCAGCUUCGUUUUGUUGUCUUCCGGAUCGCAACCCUUAGCCCGCUCGGCUUGCUCGCUCAUCGCUCUCGCAUCUCGGGCCUCCGCCUUGUCUCUGCUGGCUAUGGCAGGCGCUAUCGCGUCAUAUUUGACAUGACUAGCCCACUGCAGUCUACGAGCAAGAGCUCCGUGGCCAGUUGCUUGACAGAUCACCACGCGAGCGCUCGGCCCUAUUCUCACUGGCUCAGUGGUUUCCUGAAAAGAACGCGCUGGAGGUCUUGCCGCCUUGGAUGAAGUCGGUCAGCUUCUGCGAGAGAUUCGCUCUGUUGUGGGUGUGGCAGCUCUCAGGGAAGGCCUGCGCUUGCCCGCGUGGUGUUCUAUCGAUUCUUGUCGCGUUAGCGAAGUGGCCGCACUCCACUGCGCCUCGCGGAUGUGGGAACUUGCGCGCGUAGGUGUUAAACUGCGGACCCCGCAUCUCAUACGCCCAGUGCCUCAUGGGCCCACCCGUCACCAAGGUGGUGUGGUGAGCUCACGUCGGUCCCCAUUCGUGUCGAGGCUGCUCAGGGCCGGGAACAACAUCAGCCGGAAGACCGGCGCGAUGUUGCUAGCCUUCACGUGGUAGAACUCCGCUACUGUCGGCGCCGUGGUGGAAGCGAAGACGAGGGUGCUGCCGACCUUCAGCGGCUCGCCGAGCAACUUGCCUGGAGGUUGCGCCCCCAGCUUCAUGCUGAUGCGACAGUAGUCGCGAAGCCCUUCGCCGGUCUUUGUCUGUGCGCUGCAGUCUUCGACAGAUAUACGCGCCAGUCUCUCGAGCAGCCCCGUGGCAUAGAAAGGGCGGCGGGCUGUCAGCGAUGGCGAUGCUGUUGGUUUUUGGUCUCUCUCUCUUUAUUCCCUACCCAUAGGAGAAGCAGGACCACUACCACCGCCCAGGUCUCCGAUUUCCUCUAUGAGAGGCGCAGGUGGAAGCGCGGGCUCUGCAUCAUCUUCCCCGAGAAGAUCUGCAGAGGCGUCUGGUGCUGAGUUAGCUCCUUCGCCUUUCUUGAGGGUCAACACACGGGCAGCAACCGCCUCAGCAUGCGCGCCGUACUCCAGUACUCACCUCGCCAAGAGCCCAGCACCAAACCGCCUCGAGCUAUCUGCUUCCCCCGGAUUACAUGCUGACCGAAGAGAGGGGCCAUAAGAAGGGAGGCGAGUAGCCUGCGCUAUGAAACAGGUGGAAACCUUCCAAGAAGUAGGCUCCCUCUCUGAUGACAAUCAGCACGACAACCCACCUGACAAGCAUCACAGAGCCGGGCGCCAACUCUCCCCGGGGGAGAUCUCGACGGCAGACAGAGCAUCUGACAAGCGACCAGAAAGAGGCCGCCAAAUAAAGGCGCUCGCAAGUGUCUCGCCAAGAUCCAAAAGAAGAGGAAGAUGGAGACCCGAGACGCAGCGCCAGCCGUGGACCAUUUUGCUACAAUCUAGAAAGUCUAGCACUUUGUGACAGAAUGGCCUCCAUCGACUUGCCCUUCUUCCCCGAACUCUUGACGCGUUGCCAAGCAAUUGCCCGACGGCGUUCCGCUGCGCUUGAAAUCAGGCAGGUUCUCGCUCCGUGCUGUGCGCCAGUCUUGCGCUUUGCUUGGCCCUCUGUCUUCGAAAAGGGGCCACGGGCGAAGCUAUUAACUAGAGCCCCCGACCCCGUUCAGAUCUUCAGCUUGUUGGGUUGAUUUCUCAACCUGUGAAACACGCCAAAGAACUGCACGGCCAUCGCAUUCCUCUGGAGAAUGAGACCACGCCGCGUCUCGCUUUCUAGUUGGUCGGGGAGAAUAACGCACACGCCCGGGGGGGAGUUGUCGUCCGUGGGGUAAGGUGAAUCCACGACCAGCGCGCCCCAGUCUGAUAAGAUGCCGCGCGCAAACUCAGGCCCAGCAAAUUUCUCGAGCACCAUGGUGAAGCGAAAGGCCGCAGCUUGUCGAGCUUUUUCGAAUUGUUUUGGCCCAUGAGGAGGAACCGCCUGCAAGGGACAAUCAAACCAAGAAAGGCGGGCCCUGGGGCGUGCCGCAUGAGUUGACAUUCCCGGGCAAAAGCUGCGGCGAGUAUCGUAGUGGAGACUAGGCCAGAAGAUGGCGGGGGCUCCUUCUUAUUAUGGCGCCAAGAGAUUGGCGCAGGCUCCUUUAGUCGAGCGCUACUCCUAUGAAGGAGCUCCCACAUGUUAGCAGAUGCCCACAGUGUGCCUCUCAAGCAGCAGCAGACAGCUAGGCGCUGCGGCGAGCUGUAGAAGUGCGCGCCGAACCAUGCCAGCACAGGAAGGCGAACUCAGAAAAGCCGGCGGGGUGCUUGCAGUCCCCUUCGCGGCUUCGACCUUUUGUCUGGCUCGUCUAGUCUACUUGAGCCCCAGCAACGCCAGUAAGGUUCGCUUUGUUCGCAAAACCUCUCGGCCUCUCCCGUCCCAGAACUCUGGCGAAAAGUUUCCACAUCGAUCGCCGCCGCGUAGAAGUGCCUGGAGAUGAGUGCCUGGGGGUGGAAAGUGGGCAGCGGUGGCCUUCUCGCUGUUAAACUGUGCCGAGUCCAGUAAACGCGUCACAUGAUGAAGCUACACCACAGAAGCGCAGCCGGCGAAGAUUCAGAGAAUGGGGCCACAGGCACAAGACUCAACGCCACACCUAGCGCCGGCCUGUCGCUUUGCUGGGCUUGCCUCUCUCGAGAUGCCAGGCAGCCGGCCUUCUGCCGACGGUCUUCGCGAUUUCUAGCAGCAUUGUCGCGCGCUCUGAUGGUGUGACCCACGGCGCCCCCAGCUUCACUUCCUGACCAUUUUCGCAAACUUGGCACGCGGAGACUUGUGGCGGUCGGUAAGGAAAAGCAGGAGCAGAGAGACAGACGAAAGCGGGGCCACCGCGCAGAGCAGCUAAGCUGGGGAAAAGUAGAGCAAGCUACUACAUUCAGAAGAGUCGCGUUGGGGAGAUAUGCGCAAUUUGAAAAGGUGACCGCGGCCAUUUUUUAAGAAACAAAAACGGCCGCGGCCAUUCUGCGCGUCUGGUUCUUACUUUAUGACAGAAGCAAGAGGCGCCCUCUCGUAAGAUAUCACCCGGCUCACUGGCGCGAGCUAAACUGUCACCCCCGAGGAUAGGCGUCCCGCCGUGCAUCGGCUCCGCAAGGUCUAGCCAUUCGAUUAGCUUGGGGCGCGACCUUGUCGGCCAGUUGUUCUCGGGGGCUCUCUCAUCCGGAGGCACAUCGGUGAGCCUGGUGGCCCCCUGCAAGCGUGCCAGCGUCUUCUUCGACGUCUGUAACUGCGCCGCCUUGACUGCGCACCCACGUGCCCGACCAUCUGGAGAACUUAUCAGCAGAGAGCUCUCGCACAAAAAACAAAUUGAGCGCGCCGCGCCGUCUUUGGGGUGUUUUCCUGAAAGCAAGACCGACGGAGCAGGAUCGCCACAGUUCUGCGCGCGUGUGAAGGGGUGCAGGUCUCGGGCUUAUUUGUUUUGAUAGAGCUCCACCAUGUCAACAGUGCCACACAGAGGGAAGCAAAUCACCCCGCAAGGAGUGGCAAUCUCGAAAGAAAGGAGCGCAGGCGCAAGACGUUGCAGUCGAGUGAAAAAUGGCAAAUCUUGAAGAGCGGGGGGGCGUGCUGGAUGCUGUGCCAGGUUCGGGCUUAUUGCUUUCUUGGGUGGCUUAUCAAUAUCAGCUGCAGCAAGCUACUCUAUUCAAGUCGAGGGGCUACUGCUCACCACGUGAACGGGUAAGCCCCUGCCCCAGCAACACCAUCCAGAAGAAACGGAUCGCCACACGCAUGCGCAUGGGAGUAGCUACUCCCCAUAGCUUGCCACUAGAUGGGGCUGCUGUCUAUGAGAGGCCCGCCCGAGUCUUCUCCCCCCUCUCUCUUGAAAGUGAAGGCGCCAGCCUGUCUCGCAUGCAACAAAGUAGCACGCCAUCCGAACCAAGCAAGUGCAACAGCGUGGGGACUCCACGAAAUCGAUACCGCGCCAGCCGGUGCUGUCUACUCUGACCGCCGAGGGUUCGACCAUGAUGAAGAUAUCAUAGAAGAAACGCAACAGCUGAACUGCUAGGGAAAUGGCGCAAAAGUUUCAAAGUAUUACGAGGAAAGGACAUAAAUGGCGGGGGGUCAGUCUGCUUACCGGGUAGCUUUCACGUGUUGGCUAGAUCUCAAAUUUUCUGGGAUUGGGGUCCUCUUGGUUAAGAUGACUACGCUACGCCUCGACCUAAAUCCGCCCUCCAAUCAGCACCCUGCCGGUGAGCUCUCACCAUCGCCACCGCUUCGGGCCUGGGGCCCGCCUACUUCUUGGAGCGCUUGGAUGCUGGUGCGCUGGCCUUUGCGGAGGAAGUGAUGGCUCGCUUCGUCGAGGCGUUGGCGGUGACGGUAGUGGAGCGGGAGGAGGUUGCACGGGAAGAGGUGGCACGAGUGGAACUGGCGGAGCUGCUGCUGCUGGCGCCGUUGGCGUUUCAUUCCCUGGUGAAGAGUUGCCUGCGCAUAGAAGACGGCCAAGGAUUGGAGUGGAAUGGAUUUGGACGGAGAUUGAUAGGGAGCUCUUUUGAAAGAGCCGGAUCUUGAGAGUAGCUCCGUGGAGAUCUACGCUGAGCGCCUGGGGGGGUCACGCGCGACGCUCAGAGUUUUAGAAAAUCUUGAAAGUUUCUUGCACGCCGGGGCUGUCUUGCUUCUUUCUAUUCUUUAUCCAACACCGGCUGAAGGUCUAAAAAAACCUCAGCAGGAUCUGUUCCCACCUUCGUGCUCUCCGCGUUGUUCUGCAUAUCGAGCAAGAUGGGGCACGUAGCUGGGCACGCGGGCCGGCUUGGGUGAGUGCGUUUCUUUGCGCAGGCGGAGACGGUUGGAGGUUGGCACGUGUGGGCGAUGCGCUGGAAUCGAAGUCAGUUGCCGUCUUGUCGUCGUUGGACUCUGUACCAGGUUCAGCAACGUCACCGGCCUCCGUCUUGUCUGAGGUUGUUCGAAAGGGAUCCAGCUUCGUCUGGCGUCUUUAAUUACCCAGACACAGCCACCGCCUUACUCCUAAACGGCUCUAAACGUCGCGAAUCAGUACGGCUGCCGUGAGACGCAGACCGAGCAGCCCGAUGAAAUCACGCAGAGACUUAGGGCUCUCGUUGAUCGUGGUGCAAGGCUGGCCGCUUGGCAGCUGAAGCCAGUCAGAAGCCCAAAUGGGCGGCGUCAACUCUCCGCCGCAAUUCGUGUAGCCUGAUGAGUUGAACAAGGCGCGCGAUAAGGUGUCUACUUUGACAGCAGCAGCAGCAGCCUGCUGCAUGUUGGGAGGGUGUGGAGGUGUGAAGAGAAGGCGUGCCGCGACUUACCUCCGCGCGCAGGUUGAGGGGUGAGGAGUUCAGGCCGUACGCUUGUCAGGGUCUCGCUUCUGGUAGGAGGUUAAUCUAGAACCUAGAGCGGGCCGCGCCUGCUAUAAUUUCAAAAAUGAGAGACAGAGCAAAAAAGUGGAAAACUAUACUGGUGCCUUUCGAAGUCUGGGGGCGUCUAUAUCUGCAGGCUCCAGCUGUGCACCUUUCUGGCGCAAGCUCGUAGCGCUCGCAGCUUUCCCGGCAAGGCCUUGCAACUUCGUGCGCGUAUCCAUAUCAGCCCGCUUAUCCUUAUCGCACAGCCAGCGGACGGCCCGCGGGGUCGCGGUUGGAACAAGUUGAACUGCCUCGGGCGUCUUUGUCUGUGCUUCUGUAACUACAGCAGACGCUUUGGAACGCAGAAAAACACUCACACGCUAAAGCGUGAAACCUUUUGAGCCAUAUUGAGAUAAGGGCGAGCAAAUGCGUUAGGCCUUGCCGCACACGCUUGGCGGUGCGCACUACUCUCCAGAGUGGGCCCGCUCUGCUCCAGCCGCCAAAUAGGCCCACGCGGCUAGGGAAGCAGGGCCCCGCCUUCUGGCUUUUGCCAAGUCGCUUGGAAUUUGCUGGGUGUACAGUUGCGGGUAGAAUGGCCUUUGCCUCCCUUCCAUUCGGCCGCUGCUGCUGAGUUUGGAUCUGGCCAGCGUGGUCGCCGGGUGGGGCCUGCCGAAAUCGUUUCGAGUAGGUUUCUCGGAGUUUGCAAAAACCGGCCUCACCUGCCCGACGAUCCCGCGCAAAGGCCUUCACAAAAAACCUACUCUAGCCCUUGGCUUCCGGGGUCCCUUUGGGCGAGGGGUCGGAAUCGGUUUAGGGUAGGUUUUUUGGAGUUUGCCAAGGGCGUCGCAGCCUUGGGCGCCUUGUGGUGCUGGGCAGCCCCAGAAAAGGGCGCAACAGUAGGCCGCGCCGGUGGUGCCUCGUGGCUGCCACUUCGGAUCUUGGCCCCUUGGCCCGUCCGAAAGCCGCUCAACCCGGAGCAGAGGGCGCGCACGAUCUCGCCAACAGUUGCCCACACGCGACGCCGCGUGCCUGCGUGCAGUUGCUUACUGAACAACUCGCAAAAAAGUCCAUGCUUUAGAGUGUGAGUGGGUGCCUAUUUGUCAUAGACUCUGCCAGGUAUUCAAAAAAAACCUUUUAUAGUUCUACUGUUGGCGUGCUCUACUUAAGUCGCGCCAUAACGUCGCGCGCGGGGUCCUUGCCGUUAGAAGGAGCUCCAGCACCUUCGUGCUGGUUGCUCUCCUGCUCUUCAGCCGGACACGCCCGGGCAGUGGGUUGGGCUAAAAUAGUGCUAAAAUUUUUCUAAUUUUUCUGAUCGGACCGGCUUCGUGUCUGUUUCCGCUGCCCUGUUGGAUUCGUGCGCGCGCAGCUCUUGCGGCCAAGUUUGCCCGCUCCGUCGCCCGCCUGCAGCGCGUGAGAGCCCGCGCGUGCUCUCUCGUUGAUAAUUUUCUGCUCUGAGAGAGGUGGGGGUGGUUUGAUGCUUGCGCCCCCUGGGUCGUCCCUCGUCUCUGCAGUUUUUUGAUGGCAGCAGCUUGGGGCGAUGAGGUUCGCGCGGUGGGGGUCCGCUGCUCUGGCAUUUCUCGGAGGGGUGUGGGUGUGUGUCCCUUAGCUUCCUUGCCCACGCACCCAUGUGCCCGCAUUCAUUCUUCUCGCUAGAUGGUCCGCGCGCUCAUGGACUGUCUGGCGCCUCCUCAUGGUCGAUCUUCUGCGCGUAGGUCUGAGCGAAUAGGAUCUGCAGCCUUCUCUUGUGUGAUUAAGUGUUUAAUUUUUUUAGUUCACAAGUAAAAAAGUGGCGUCGUCUGAUGGGGUGAGUGUCGAUGAAGGUGUUGAUCUUCUUGCGCGUCUCCUCGUCUCGUCUGGCCGCGUCGAUCUUCUGCGGGGAAUGAUGAUCCUCCCUGCGACAAGUCGGACCAGCGUCGGACGAUAUGGGGGCUUCCUCCUCCAAGUUCUCGACGCUGGUAGUAGUAGCAGCGCAGACUCGGCAGUGUUGUCGAGUUUGCGAAACAAGUCUGAGGGCGCCAUCGGUCUACUUUUCGAGCGGAUUUUGAUGCGUUUGAAGUUGGCCUAUGCGCGUUGCCAGUUCCAGUAUGUGUCCGCCGUCGUCAUGAAAGCCCUAGAGCGGUCCACUGGUGUCCUCUCGCGAGUGAUGUCUGAUGGGACGCCAAUAAAACUCAACUCUCGGGGUAAGUAUGUCCGAGCAGAUUCAGAGGGGAUUUCGCAGGUCCUCUUCUUCCCGACGGAGGACAGCGAACGCCUAGUAGUUGACGCAAAUAAAACUGUGGGGCAACCAAUGCGACGGCUUUGGAUAUCUGGCGACGUCGUCUGCAUGUUAGAGGGGCACACGGAUCUCAUGGCGUUUCAGGAGAUCCUUCGGCGCACUGUGGUGUUGCGGCAAUUGGUUGGCACAGGAUCAGCCUCCACCCAGAUGGGUUUUACAUUCCACCACUAUAUUUCUGACGGAGGUGCUUCUGGUGUAGUCAGAAAGUUUGUGGGUUUGCGACAUGAGCAGGGACUACUUGACCACGGGCCGUCAACAGUGGUGGAGUCGUUCCUGGAUCUUUUUGGGUCGGAUUUGUGCAUCACUCACACUUUGCGUGGAUGCAUGGAGGACGGAGCUUCGCAGCUUGCCACACUCGAGGGCGACAAGCAGAAGGAAGACGUAAAAAAAAUCUGCAAUGCGCUGCGCAACUCGCGCUGUGGUCUUGAGGAACAUGCAGAGGAGUGGUUGCAUCGGAACUAUGUCCAGUCGCCGACUGGUAACCUCGAGUCUUAUCGUGCUGUGGUGGGUUUCAUCUGUGGCAACAUGGGUGACGAUCUUCAGCGUGAACUAGUCAGACUGCAACUACGGUGGGAGGAUGGAGCCUUGUGUGGCAGUCUUCCUCUUGAAGACGGCCAUCCUCCGCGUGAUGUAGUAGAGCUCAUAAAGCGCGUGAGGUAUAGGCAGAUGCAGUUUGGCAGGAUGGGCAAUUCGCUACUUCCAGCGCGCCGCGCUGCACUCGCCGACAUGCUUGGGAUUCCGUUUCUCGCUGAGCAUGUCUGCUUGCAUGGGCGCCGACAAUUCGACGUGAAGCAGGCACUUGGCACCCAGGAAGUGAAGCUUUUCUCUGGUUUUUCUACUGCGGUCUGGAGCCUCAUCUCAAUCCUACCGCCGUUCGAGGAGGCUGAGGCAGACCUUUUGCAGAAUGAUAAUACUCAGGCCGUAGCAGCAACGCAGAGCACCUUGCUCGAACGUGUCGAGCAGUGGAGAGGGCAGCCCUUUGCGAAGUUUUGGGCGUACUCUUCUGUUCUUGCUGCGGACAUCUUGCAGGAGGUCUCAAGGGUGCAGCUGUGCAUUGACAUUGUCAUGACGUCUGCGGAGAUAACCGCCUUUCGCCGCCUGGAUCUACCACCGUGGUCGCAUUUCUCUGCUCGGCCAUUAACUUUGGAUGGAGUUCUUGACUCCGUGCGCCGCACUCCACCCAGCAAAGCCGACAGUGGAUUCACGCGCAGACUACAACUAGUACUAGAGCACGCUCCGCAGCUUCUCAAGACGCAUGAAGCGUCGCUUCUUGAUGUCUGUGCAGGUAUGCUCGUGCUUCCGCAGGGGAUAAUGAUUCAGGAGAAGUACCAUAAGCAUGCGCGCGAGUGCUCUGGGUCUACAUUGUCUUACCGAGCUGUGAAUGAUAUACAAUGGCGAGGCAAAUGGGUGGAGCAGAGCAGGUUGGUCAGGGGUGCGCGCAGCAGUAGUGAGGUGGAGGAUUUCCGCGAAAUGUCUUUACAGCAAGUUCGUGCGCAGUCGAAUGCUAAAAAAGUCAACAAGAGUAGCAUGCACAUGCGCAAAAUGCUCAGUGGUCGUUCUUUGUCUUUCUUGCAGCAACAGAAAAGCAUGGGGGAAGCUGCAGCAACGUACUCCUUGAAAGUAAAGCUCGGGGCAGAUGUCGGCGACUUGUCCCCCGCUGUGAAAAAGCGGCGUCGAGAAAUUGAAGGUGAAGCAGUGGAGAAGUACUUCCAAGCACAAGAGAAGCGCUUAAAGGUGGUAGAGCACGAGGCAAACUAUCGCGGCUUUGUAACGGGAGCAAAUUCUGAGAGUCUGGAGGCGUUGAUCACAGACAAGAUGUUCAUCGAGGCCUGGGACGCUUUGCCUGUCAACCCGACCAAGUUGUCGCAGGAGCAGUGUGUCCAGAGUUACAGCCAGAAGCAAGCUGAUGGCCACGUAGCAGCAGCGUGCGUCUUCCCGUACAGUUUUCCGGUCUUCGAGCAUGAUGCUCUAGAUGGUCGCGUGACGAUGCUUGUUCGUCGUUCGUUAGAAUCAGGAGGAACUGUCGGAGGGGUCCUCUGUCUGCGGCACGAUAGGCCGACGUUGCCUGGUGAUGAUAGUACUACUCAUCUUCUCCUCACUUUCGUCUGUGGUAGGCCGUACAUUCUUGGCGCUCAUCUUUUGGAACAGGACGACUUGCCAGACCCGGAGUUGUCUGUCGCCGCAUCGGGGACUGUCAUGCGACGAACAGGCAUACUUCUCAACUUGACGCGGCUUCAGGGCGAGGCGUUUUUGCUGGACGCUGAUUCAGUUCAGCAGCUUCCUUGUGGUGGAGUGCGACUUGAUGUUGAGACGAGUUACAGCGAUCUAGACUCGGCACCCUUUCAAAAAGUCCUACCCGGCAGGCCGCUCCCUCGAAACAAGACUAGCUCCUUGGGUUCCUUACGCCCGCAGAAAGACAGCCAUGGGAAGGCCUUCAACAAUUACAAGAAGCGGGACUUGGGUGAUGCCAAAACGGUUCGUGAAAUGAUGGUGGCGCAAGAGCUUGCCGACGAUGACCUCGGGCGUAUUCGCAUGGAGCUUCAGUCUGAGAGACGUGCGCUAGUAGCUAAUGCGGGCGUAGAAGCUGACGACGCGGCGCUUGGCAAAGUUUUUGAGGUGAGGACUGUUGGCGGAGCAUGGUGUAAACUGAAGACCGGACACUCUCACGACAAGCACACUCUGAAGACGACGAGUGCGCCUAUUCGGCAGGAACUACAGCGUCUGGAUUUGCCACACUCGAGGGAUGCCGACUUCCUCCAGCUAUGGGAAAGCGCUGAGCGAGCGCGCAGUCAUUGUCUCACGGUGCGCCGAAUAUACAGGCUGCUGUUGCAGUAUGGGUUGCAACCGCUUGGCACAGAAGACACGCAGGCAGCGCACACUGCCACUGUGCGAACGAUGCUCGCCGGAGAAGAUCUCCUUCUUGCUCUAGAGAAGGACAUGUACUUUUUAAAGAAUAAGGGCGAGCUGUUUAAGUUCAAGCGUCAGCUCAUGUUUUUGAAAGUCCAGCAAUAUUGUAAAGCUGGAGUUUUUAUCGUUCCAAUCGCCCCCAGUAUCGAGCAAGCGCUCAGUAAGUCCUUUGAGAUCUAAAGCCUCCCCCUUUCUAGCAUCAGCCCGCAGUUGUGCUCUUGUUGUGUCCUCUUCUCUCUAAUCAAGUCGACGAUGGUGCCGCGAAUUGUCAUAAACUUUUUAGCACAGCUGGAGACGUCACACUUGUAACUUAAGCAACGCACUCCGAAGCUGUGCCUUUAUCGGAGUAUCCUGGUGCACAUGGUUGACUUGUUCUGAGGAGGAGCAGCAGGAUAGUUCAUCUUUCUUGUGGUGGUGCAAUCGGUCAAGGGUGUCUUCUUCUUUGCUACUUUCUGAUCGUGGUCUGCCUUGUGCCGUUGCUUCAGAUGUGGCCUGCAGUGCAGUGCUGUUGCUUAUUGACAUGGCAACAGCCGCUGCAGAGUUUAUUAAAAUGAAAGCGCAUUUAUUCACUACAUGCAACGUUCCUGCUUUCACGCCAGUACUUUUUUAACUUGAGUAACGAAGGUCAAAAUGGGUGGAGGUAACAAGGGCGCUGCCCUUAAGAAAAGCAGCACUGUAAUGAAAAGAUCUAGCUCAAAAAAAGGCGCGUCUUCCUCUGCCGGGGGGGCUUCGAGCUCCUCCACCUCUUCGUCAUCAAGUUCUGCUGCAGUGGCUGGUGGGGGUGACAGCGUUUCCCUCGAGGUACUAUUUCUUCUCGAAAUUUUUCUAAAAAAAAUUCUAAUAUGUAUUUCUAAUAUUCGUUUCUAAUUUUGGGUGUCUAAUAUCGAGUUCUAAUUUUCAUUUUUUCCCCGCAGUUAAAUGCUUAAAAAUUAUUCUAAUACUCGUUUCUAAUUCUAAUUUCCACACCUUUUCUCAUCGUCUUUUAGUAGUCUAAAAUUUGUCUAAUUUAAUUUCUAAUUUGAAUUCUAAUUUUUUCAUUGUGUCCCUAUAGGUGUUUUCGCGUAGUAAAUUCGCCAACAUUUGAUAGUGGUUCGCGAUGGUCGUGGCUAGUGUUUUUCAGUAGGUUUUCGCCUGUUUUUGCAGGCCAAUAAAUUAGAAUCUAAAUUAGAAUUUUUUUUAGAAUAAUUAUUAGAAAGCCCACAAAAGCAUUAGAGAGCAAAUUAGAACCGCAUACUAGAGCAAUUUUGUAACGAAAAUCCCUGGUGCGUUGAUCAGUUCGGGUUGGCGUCUGUCAUCGCUUGGCAACCCUCGGCUCGCAUCGUUGGAGCCAGCCGGCGUCUAUGGGGGCGCCCCCUUCGGCUCGCGCGAGGGUUAUUGCUAAUAGCAGUGUUUGGCGUGGCCAGAUUUGAUCUACUUAUCUGGCCGCCGCGUUUCGCAUCGUGGCAUCCUUGGCUUGGUUUGCUGCAGUCUGUUUUUUUGUCUCCCCUUACCAUUUUGAAAAUGGUAAAGGGAGGUGGUUUGUGCCUCGUUUAUAGCCUUCGCGAAGCCGCUUCGCAUGCAGCGCGCGUUCUCAUUUGCUUUUUAGCGUGUGACUUUUUGUUCGCCAAAGCUUCUGUUGCAGAGGCGCCCGAUCUGAUAGUGCGCCAGGGUCUUUCCUCUCCAAGAGUCAUCUUGUGCGUUUUUCCAGUCUACUAAUUUAUCUCUCCUCACUCUCGUCCAGGUAAGUGCUUUUGCGCCUCCGCCUCCGGUUAAGAAGAAACGAGGUCCGCGCAAGAAGAAGCUCGAGCGGCAUUCAAGUGACUGGCAUCAUACCGCCGACGCUUCUGAAAAAGCUCUAGCAACAAUUCAGCACUACAACAAGAACAGCCGGAGGCUGCCUGGCACAGUAAUAUCUGCGAAAUGUUUCCCGAAUGAUAGAACAGCAGCAGAAUUUGUCGCGCAGGAGUACUUCAGUAAGAUGAAGGGCGUGGAUGAUGGAAAAAAAACGUACAUCAAACUUCUCCCGGAGCAGUGGAAGGAGGUGAAGAUGUACUUCGACCGGGAAUCAGCGCGCUCUGUCGAAAGUGUGGCGCACGAAGUGCGCAGUACUCUGGUUGAGAUCAAUGCAAAAAAUGCAACCUAUGCUGCGCGUGCAGUUGCUGUUCGUCCUUUUUUGCAUCGUCAUGCGAAAGCGCUGCGCGCGCGUUUUGGUCAAUCAGGCAGCAACUUCUUGAAGGAUUUCCUUGGUGAAGAAGAUGGUGAGGAGAUGCAGGACAGUAACAACAUUGGAGAAGAAGAUGAACUACUACCGAAAUCAUCUACUUCUUCAACCGGUGGCGGUGGUGUGGGAGAGCAGGUUGCGAACUCUGGCGAUCAAGGUGUUGGCUCGUCUGAUGAAGUCCUACUUGGUGCUGACCCGAUGGAGGGAGUUGUCUCAACCAGUGCAGAGGGAGGGGCGCUGCCUUCAGAUGAGGUUGGUCCUGCCGCGACUUCGUCUGAAGUAGCUGGUGAAGCGGUGGGUGGUCAAAAAGAUACUGAUGAUGUUUUUGCUGAAGAUCAACCACUGCCUUCAGCUACCUCUUCAACUUCUAACAGCCAGGGACUAGCAGAAAAUGCGGCGAAAACUAGUGGCGACUCUGAUGAUGAAGGACUCAACUACUGUCCUGCCGGAGACGUUCCUGCCGACGUAGACAGCGAUGAUGAUCUUCUUAAUUACAAGCCGCCCGGGAGCACCGCUUGCAAGUUUGAAGACCUCAGCCGUGCACUUUCUGGGGAUAAUGUCGCGCAGGCUGCAGCAGAUGAUGACAGUGUUCCGCUGAACCUAACGGAGGUCGGCUCGUCCGUGUCUGGGCUUAUCUCCUUAUUCCAGAAAGCCGACAAGAACACUCACGACACGGAGCUGCUGAAGGCAAUAACGUCGGUCGUCGCUGCGGGUUUUGGUAUUGAGGUUCUCUAACUCUUUGCUCGACGUCUCACCAACUGGGGCGUCGCUUUUUUGUUUGCUUAGAAGUUCUACUUUCGCACCAUCAGUUUCGACAGGUCUUCGCUUUUUUCUUGGUCUCCGAUGUGUGGCUCCUGUAGUCUAUUCCCGUGGUGUAAGUAUAAUUUCCUUUCGCUACAGCAACGCCUCCCCAAAUAAUAUACCUCCCCCUCUCUGCCAGAUUGUUUCUUAUCGGGUGACGCCCGGCGUACUGCAUAUGAGAAGUUACAGGCUGCGGCAACGAAAAUGCUGGCGGCACGAUACGAAAGCCUCCAGCUGGAUGGGACUGCCUUCUGUGAAAAGUACUACCCUCCUGGUUUGAUAAUAGUGCGCUACUGCGCUGUAGGCGUGGUAGUAUAGUUCAGCAAGGGUCUCCUUGCUUAAAAUUUGGUGCUCAAUAAAAACGUUGGUAGUCUUGCGAGCUUUCUCAAGUCUCUCGAUAGAAAACUGGUAGUCUUGCAAGUUUUGCAAACUUGCUAUUUUAUGACUUUCCUGACUUUCAAAGUGGAUGACUACUCUAUCGCGCUUCUGAGCGUUUUGAAAUCACCACUCAUUCCUCAACCAGGUUUCUUGCGUUCCUUCCGGUGUUGGCGCCGCAUUUGGGUGAGGCGCAUGCAUUCACGGCCCAGCACAUGAAAGCUGGAAGCGUCACUUUCCCAGUGGACCAGAUUGAUCGAAUGACUUGCCUCAUACAAUUUGCGGAGAUUCCGGCAUACAAAAAACUGAAGAAGGGGCUGGAGGCGCGCCAAAAAUGUGCGCAGCUAGAGCGGAGCGCCCACGAUGUACUAUUUUUUAUUAUUAAUUUGUUGCUUCUGGUAAAGUUACAAGUUUUCGCUUUUUGUAAGGUAUCAGAAGAUUGGCGCCAACCUUUUCGAAACCCCUCUCCAGGUAAUCGUCAGUGCGGACACCCUUGCCCUGGAGGGUCUUGAAGAUGCUGCUGGUGUGGCAGCUCAACAAACUAAGGAGUUGGAGGAACUUCUCGCGCAAGCGCGUGAUGUCGGUUUGGAAGAGGAGCUUUUCGAGGUUAUCGCGUUGCGGUUGGGUGCCGUCGGUGAACUAGAGCUCGACUCUUUCCACAAGAAAUGUGUGGCAUUGCGGGAGGUGAAAGACAGCACCAGCAAAAUAGGUUUUGCGAUCACGGUCAACGAUGCCCGGAAAGAGCUCGCCCGGAGCUUGUCGUUGACGUUGCAGACGCCCUGCACAGCGUAUUAUCGACUUUGUGGCUUGCUUUGUGUAGUCGUAGUCUGAGUAGCCAAGCUAGAGCUUUUCCCUGCCUCAUCAUCUCGCCGCCCCGUCGGUGUCACCUAUCAUGGUAUGGUCUUCGUCUCGUAUCCCUUUUUCGAUACUCUCCCAGGUACCAGCUUGGGCGUGAGUUAGCGAAAGUUGCGCCUGUGGAGUUGAGGUGGGAGCUUCGCCGCGUUGAAAAGCAGGCGAAGGAGCUUGAGGAAGCCUCGAAGAGAAUCCUGAUGGACGCAGCAAACGAGGGCGGCCCGACCCCGGUCUUCAAUGACUGGGUUGAAGGAGGACCCUACGACACAUGCAAAACCACGAUGCAAAACUACGACCGCGUCGCCUGGUCGACGAGGCAGUCGCGCUACCAGUUGGGUGAGCGUUCGGAGGACUCGAACUUUCGCCCUUUCUAUGUGUGGCGUAUGCAGCGAUACACGAAGAACAAGCUCAACAAAGAAAAAGUGUCGCCAUAUCUGAGCAAGCUAGUGGAACUGCGGCCGCAUCUUGAGGCGGAUAAUAUUGGUAUAUUUAUACUUUAGCUUUCGCUGGAGGUGAUGCCUACUUCUCCUUGGUCCAGGCCUUGGCGAAGUCGGCCACAGCCUCUUAUUUCUAGCGGACUCCGCAAAAGUUGGAUGGUGAGUUUCUUCACGGUCUUUAACAGUCGCGCUUUUCUCUUGUCUUUACCCCGCCCGGGGUUAUCAUCUCAAUACACGCUACUUCUACCCAUCGAACCUAACCACCGUCCCAACUACAACUUCAGCGCGCGACACGUCUUCGAAAUUCCUCGAGAAGUUGGCUGGGAUGCAGAUGCUCAUGAAACCGGAGCAGCACACGGCCUAUCUUGCAGCCUUGAAGGCUGUGGAAGAGGCGAAGCAGGGAAUUCUCGACUUGAACGAGCGACAGAAAGAGCGCCUUGCGGGGCUCCGCUCGUUUGUUGCGGGUGCGUAGGCGCCUCGCUUUCACAACUAAAACACACAUGACACAUUUAGACUUUUCAAAGUAUAACCUUUCGCAGGUGUGAUUUCUGAUCCAUAUACAACUUCUUACUCGAUGGACUUCUACUGGUUUUGAACAUUGCAGGACGCAAGAAAUUCUACCCAAUCACUUCAAAGGACAAAGCCCCGAUGACCUCCAAGAAUAAUAACAGUUGAACUAUAGCAAGAGCAAAACUUUCGCGAUUUCUUCAAGAUGUAUCCAGGUUUAAGAUGGUGAUACAUUUCAGGCGAUGCAUGACUUUGCUAGCUGGGCUCACCAGCGUCGACGCCUAGUGUGGUGGCGUCUGGAAAGACGGCAGCAGAGUGUUCAUCGGUGGACACAUCCACAGGCCAGCGAUGGGCUGGUGGUUAUGCUUUUCAGCUGAGUAGGUCGUCAGGCUUUGGGCUAGGACUUCGCACAGGAGUCGCAGACGCUCGGGCGCUAAUGAAACAGGGGCUGCCGCUGGUGGGGAGUCGGGGUGGGUUCUCUGCCGUGCUCGGGGGUCUUGUGGUGGUGCUUAUCGGGGGUGCCGCGUGAUUGUGUUAUCGGGUUGGGGUUCUCGAAGGGGUUGCCCCGUUGGGUCUUCUUCUGCCGAAGUGUCGAGGAUGCAAGUCGCUUGUUGUCGUUAUGGUGACGGGGCAGCGCUUGCCCCUUGCCCAUUGGGGGACGGGGUUUGGCUGUAAUGGGUCGCCUGUGUUUUCUCUUGUGGGGCGAGGUGUAUUGACGCCGCGCAGAUGUAGCCACGGCCCCACCGCCUUCAGUGUGUAGGCCUUGCUUUGGGGCCCACGGCUUUUCUGUGUGGUUUUCGGGUGUUUCAUUGCCGUGGGGAGGCCUUGUUGGCAACUUUGUGCGUGGUUGUUCGUCUUUCGGUGUUUGUGCCGUGAUUGCUUUCUUCGAAAUUAGUAAUUUUUUAGCGUGAAAUUAGCGAAAAAGGUUGGCCGGUGUGGUCGAGCUGAUGCUCUUGUCCCAAUCUUCUCCAAAAGAAAAGCGCGCUCUCUGCCCUUGUUAUGGUUCAAAUUCGUUGCCGGGGCUAGAUAGUCUCGCAAGUGAAGCCACACACGAAGCCAAACCGCUCAGAACGAUGGCAAACCCGAGAAAAAAGACAGCAGACUAGAACAAGCAAGGCAGAGCAAGACAGAAAGACACAGAGAGGAAGGCCAGGGCCCAGGGUUUUGCGCGUCUUGAGGUGGCGCCGGACGACUGCAGGACCGACAGCAGGCGCCAGCCGCCGAGACCUUCAAAGAAAGACCCCACUAGCCUCAGGGCAGACCGUCAGGGGCUGAGUGCGAGCCUUCCGCGCAUAACAGCCGCAGGAGCUACUUUCGCCUCUGCGCUGCUACUACCUAGGACUAGCGCGCGCCACUACUAGGACUUGCUAGCAUUACUAGCAGCAGGGCUGGCAGCUCCUCUCCUUCAGGAUCCCACUAGCGGCGUUGCGCCUAAGUAAAAGGGGCGGAGGCGUCGGCUUCUUGUGGUUGAAGCUCUGGCUGAUAGCUCCCUUUUUCAGCCUCCGGCUCGGGCUCCAUGUCCAUGCUCUCGCUGUCUCGUCUUCAGCAGCGAGCCCCCGGCGCGCAGCGAAAAGAACAAGAAAACCGAGCGCCGAGCGGGGGCCGACGUGAUCGGCAGGCGGAAGACCACAACCGUCAAAGGGCAACGCAGUAGCGCAAGGACAUGGACGGGAGGGGUAGGACUAGCAAGAGCAAGGGCAACCGUCAAAAAGAAUGGCCAGCGUCGACAAGAGUAGCCGCGUGCGUGUGGGUGUCUGUGUGUGUCGCAUGUGCAUGAGCAGAGCGAAAAGAAUCGGAGAGCGGGACGGCAAUCGAAAUGGGGCUCAGGCGUAUGAGUGCGCGCAGGUGCGCCACAAGCUGGAGCAGAGGCGAGAGGAAGAGCGAGAGGCCACCUCAGGCCCAGGACUCGGCCGCCUUUCUGCGAGAUGCGGGAGCCCCCUCGCGGGGGCAAAGUGACGGCGCGCGCGCUGUCUCGGUUUCGCGAUCGGUGGGGUAAGGCUUAGGUCGUAGGCGAGCGCUUAACUAUAAGGGUACGCAAGUGGAGCUGGGGCUUGAGGUCGAACAGUAGCGCUAAAAGUAAGCGACGGACAGCCCUCAGCCCAGGGCUGGCACUGAAGCGCGGGCCCCUUCAAUGAAUAAAGCAAAGAAAGAAGAAAAGGCGCAAAGCGUCGGCGCCUGGCAAGCCGAAGCGCCUGGCAGAGGUUGGGCAUUAUCUGGGGGCCGGCUGGCACUGCUCGGGGGGUGUCUGUUUUUGUCGCUUUGCAUUGAAGAAGUGCAGAAAGCUGACAGGGGCAGACGAGUGGCCGGCGAGUAGGCUGCGGGGGCGCUGCUCCUGCCAGCGGGUGGGGAGCUUUUUCGUGUGGUUUCGGUAGCUCUGAUUUCUUGGAAGUCACGCACUCGCUAGCUUUAGCGUUUUUCUUCGUCCGUAAUUGAAUGGGCGCUGGCUCUUACUUUUUCACUUUCGUAGGGCGUAAGAUUUUGGUUCCUAAGUCUGGGAAAAGUCUGGGAGCGUAGAGGAGAAAAAAAAGGAGAACCCUGCGGGGAAGGAGCAGGAGGAAAAGGCCAAGGCCCAGAGAGAGAGACAGAGGGAAGAGGAGCGAGAGGACAAGGCAAAAAGAGAGGCCCAGCGCAAAGCCCAAAAGAGAGAAGAGAAGAGAAGAGACACGGACAGAGGAAAAGAGAAGGGGAGGCAAAAAGAGACCCGCGGGCAAACCGCUGGAGGGACUCAGGGAAGGGAAGAAGACAAAGAAGCCCCCAGGGGCGGAAAAGGCUGGAGGAGAAAAGCGGACGGCGGAGGCGCCGCUGAUAGAUCUCAGAGAAAAGAAGAAGGGGAAGAAGCAGCCAAGAGACCAAGGGAAGGAGAAGGGCAACGCCCGCAAGAAAAAGGACGAGAAGGGGGCAGUGGGGGCGGGGCGCCGAGCAGCCCCACAGCAGUGAAGAGGAAGCAGCAACGAGAACAGAGAGCAAGACCGAAGGAGAAGAAGAAAGCCGGCGCAUAAGUGAAAAAAAAGGAGAGAAAGGGCAGAGGCCCGGCAAAGGGACCGCCGGACGAAAUGAGGCCAAGAAGACCACGAAGGGAACAGAGCAGCAAGGAAAAGGCUGAAACGAGGGGGCCCCUUAAGGGGGGGCCCCUGAUGAGAGAGGGGGGCUGGCAGUGCAGGAGGGUAGGAGCAAGCGGAACGGGCUCCCCUCGCCUCCUUGAGGUCCCCCGGAGAGGUGGCGGACGCGGGUCGGGCCUCUCUCUGCGGGGUCGAGUAGGGGCGGCCUUUUAUCUUAAAGCGGGCAACCCUCUUAGGCCAAACGGCUGCAGGGAUGAGAUGAAAUCCCGCCCCGCCCGAUCGGUGGGCUUGCGUCAUCAUCAUCACCAUCAUCGUGAAAAGUCUGGGAGCAGAAAAAAGCGCCGAGUUCUUGGCGAGUGUCGCUAUGUAAGUCAAUGCUUCUGGUAGUAUCUCGCGUAAGCUAUAGCAAACGCUGGCGCCUAUUAUCUUACCUUCUUGCAGCACGGUGCGGCGAGUUUCUUUUUUUCUGUCAUUCAUUGCCACAUCUUGGCCCAGCGGUGGGCCUAGGCGGGGGCACCUGUCUGGCUUUUUCAAAGGCAAAAGACAAAGAAGCAAGGCAAAGAUCGCCGGCGAUGGGCCUGGCGUUAUGAAGUCAGAUCGUCCGCGGUGCGUCUCUGUCUUUGUCUCUGCGCCGUCAAGUCCUUUAGCGUCUUUUAUUUGAUCAUCAACACAACGGGAGCGCGCUCGCCUGCAGUGAAGGGGCCGCAGCCGUUUUCUUCUGUCGGUUGGCGACUGAAAUGACUACAAGAAGGCAGCGAAAUCGCUUGGCAGGUGUUUCUGUUUGCUUUUUUCUUCGAGCGAGGGAGCGCCCUUUUUUUGCCCACCGCCACGCCCACGAUGAAGCCACCCUUACGGAAGUAAAUCCUGGAGCCUUUUUGCUGUCGAGUACGUAGGGGGGCUCUUUUUUCAAAUUUUGCCAAAGCUUGGCAACAAUGUGGACAAAAUUUGGCAAAAAUUCCACGAACCCGAAAGCCCGACGAACUUACUUGGAACCCCGUCAAACUCUGGACCCCUGGCCAAGGGGUCCCCGGAUCGUUUUGGCUUUUGAAUGUCGAACCCCGGUAAAAUUGGCGCGCGCGCUUUGCCGCGGGAUCCGUCUGGCCAGCGCUGUCGGAUCGCGUCGCCUCUUUUGAAUUCCAAAACUCGACAAGCUUGGGGCGCUUGGCUGAGGGGUGCCCCAGCGGCGGGGCCAGGGCUGACAUGGGUGCCCCCGUGCACCGCUGGGCAUCGCUUUGAGAGUCUCCACUUGUGUCGCGGUUCGUGUGCAGACUCGUCGCGGGAUGGAUUUUUCGGGACUCGAAGGCGCGGCGCCUGAUAGACAUGCUCCGCGUCGAAAGUGGUUGCUUGCUUUUGCGUGACCAACAGCAUACGGCUUGGCACUGUUCACACCACUUUGCUCUUCUCCUUGACCUCGUUCCCUAUCUUCAUACUGGAAGCCUAAUAAGAAAGAACAAAGCAUUUUGGAGAAGCUUCGACGUGCGGACACGACAGACGUAG